This is a messenger RNA of Pisolithus orientalis, 2947 nucleotides long. Its product is annotated as armadillo-type protein. The coding region runs from base 53 to 2947 and encodes 964 amino acids. NCBI's taxonomy places the organism in Eukaryota, Fungi, Basidiomycota, Agaricomycetes, Boletales, Pisolithaceae. The record is from RefSeq and is a predicted model, not a curated record. The transcript is spliced from 3 exons.
CUAGUGAGGUUGACGAUCCACCCACACACCGAUCAAUCGUCACUCCACCACGAUGAAGACCGAGUCUGCCAACGAAAGCAGCCUACAAGAAAUCGAAGAAGGCCUGGAUGCUCUACUUGACAAGGCCCGUCACUCACAACCACCUCUGCCCGAGCAACUGUCCUCACUACUGGCGGCGUUCAUACCCUCACAUCCUCCUCCUUUACACACCAAGGCGUACUUGGUACUCUCUACUUUCUGUCAAAACGCGCGUUCCUUAGCAUCGGGGAGAAGCCAGCAGGAAGAGGCUGGCACGGAGUCCCUCGCACGCAUCUUUCAGCCUCCUAUCGCAUCGCACUUGUCAGAAUCCAGAGAUUCCGACAUAAUUGCAGGUGUCUCGUUCCUAUAUGCUCUCUUCCAAGUCGAUAGGCAAUCUGCUUCAUAUAUCUUCCAAGAUGACGGCUUUGCUGACCUCUUGUCGACUUUGAUCGUUUCUCCCUCUCCUCCCUUGUCAUUGGCAGUUUCCCGACUGUUCGCGCAGGCGAGCGGGCACAAGACUUGUCGUAUGGCCAUUCCAGCCGAGGCUGUCACCUGGCUUCGAAACCAGUCCCGCCAAACAGGUGACCGAGCCAUUCGCGCCGCUGCUAUUCUCUCUCUGAUUAAGCUGUCUCGCGGGAUGGCGUCCGACUCCUCUGGCCUGGCGGAGACACCUUUACCCGGAAACGUCGAGCAUCAGGAUGAGGAAUAUGCUGCCCAACUAAUGGAGAUGAUUGCUGGUAACAGUGAUACCCGUGCUUUCGUCAGUGAUGCCGUGGAAGGGUUGACGUAUCUUAGCGUCACUCCCUCAGUCAAACAAUCAUUAGCGGAUACGACUGUGCUGAAAACGUUAUUUACACUCGUUCCGAAACGCACGAAGUCGGUCGUUCUGCAUGAUCAUACGACUGUGUUAUACGGUAUUCUGGCCAUCGCUGCAAAUCUUUGCGCCUACAAGCCACGUCUGAGUCAGGGGGAGAAGCAGUCUAGUUCUAAGGGUGAUGAAGAACUCUCGCAUCCGCUUGACGCAGAUAUGCAUGUCCAGACUAGGUGCCGCACCGCAAUCGAUAGUGGAGUGCUGGAUGUAUUGACUGUAGCAACUGGGGAAGAGAGUGCUGCGUCAAGAAACCUUGUUGGUCGCAUCUAUUUGUGCUUGGUGGAGGACAGAGGAAAUAGGGGCAGAGUUCUGCAAGGUGGUGGUGUAAAGAACCUCUCGCGUACCAUCAAGUCGUAUCCCUCGUCUUCCCAAGACCCCAUUCCUUCUGAAGCGCUAGUCCCUAUUCAAGCUCUUGCAAAACUCGCAAUUACUUCUUCACCGAUGCAGGUUUUUGGUCCGAACGAAGGGAAUAUGAUGGACGCAGUCCGACCAUUUUCGCAGUUGAUCCUUCACCCUUCUGCUAGCACUCUUCAACAAUUCGAAGCGAUGAUGGCGCUGACGAAUCUGGCAUCUCACAGCCCUAUUUGCGCGUCUAAAGUUGCAUCCUUUCCCAAUCUUCUAAACAGAGUAGAGCUUUUGCUCCUCGACGAUCACACUCUAGUUCGCAGAGCGUCUUGUGAAUUGAUCUGCAACCUCGUCGCUGGGUCAGACGAAGUCUUCGCACGGUAUGGAGGGAAUGAGGGUGGUAGCCAAUCCGGAACCUCGAAAAUACAACUACUUGUUGCGAUGUCGGACGUGGAAGACCUUCCAACCAGAAUGGCUGCUUCUGGAGCGCUGGCUAUGCUCACGAGCACCGCCGGUGCAUGCCGUGCAGUCUUUGAACUUCAGAAGGGGCGUCAUAGGGCAUUUUCGGUUAUCGGUAGGCUCAUCGAUCCUUCGCUUCAAGUCGGUGAUACAGGAGUUGUAUCCGAAGCAAUUCCGGUCAAAGGUGACUCUGGGUUGGUUCAUAGGGGUGUGGUUUGUUUCCGCAACAUCUUGAAUGCGGAAAAGUUAUCCCACACGGAACUCAUGGAGGAGAUGGAGAGGGCAGAUUUGUUCAGGGUAUUUUCAAAACUGCUGAAUGGAGAUCUGGGUUCCUACGACACUACUAUCUUGCAAUGUGCUGCUGAAGUAGCUAAAAAGCUUGCGGAUUGGUCAAGUACACGCACGGGCACGCAGAUGGUUUCAACGAGACAACGUUCCCACUGUCAUGACGAUGCGGAUGACCCUGCGUUCUUGGCACUUCCUGCCAGACUUAGACGCCGCGUGGACGAGGCUUUCGAUGCAUCCGCUGUGCCAAGGAAACCAACACCUGUCCGGCAAAAUAACGACGAACUUGCCGCACCCGGAGGUUUUAUAAUCGACGACGUCGAUAGUGCCGCUGCACAUGCAGAGGAGGAACCAGGAGGGUUUUUUAUUGACAGUGAAUCAUCAACUUCCCGUGUCCACGGCUCGGACAUAUCUGGCGAUGAUUUCUACGUUCCGUUGUCGUCCAUUCCUGGCACUCUCCACCUGCUAGACCUGGAGUCUGAUGACGAGAUACUGGGUGUCUUUCGUAACGCCGCAAGUGGCUGGGGUGCUCGAAAUACAGAUAUUGAGGGUGUCAACAGGAAGGAUUGGAGGGCUGUUUGUGCUGUCUUACUCGAAGGGCAGGAUGGGAAUUCGCCAAGAAGCGAGGAGGCAGAGGUUGUUGAAGUCGAAGGAGAGAGCGGAUCAGAAGGUGACGAAUAUCAGAUUUCCGUUCUAUCUAGCGACCAGGAAGAAUCUUCGGACGAAUACCAGGACAAUAUCUCGGGCAUCGUCAAAUCAAAGCAAGCAACCAGUGGUUCCCGCAAAGCUUCCUCGAAGUGUUCCACAGUCAGUUUGGAUGAUGUCCGUGUCACCGCAGAACAGAGAGCUAUCUGCAGGGAAGAUUUCGCGCGUUUUUUCCCUGCGAUUGCAGACGCCCAAUUGGAUAGCCAACUGUAUAACAGCUCAAGAGAUAAUUCAAGCAGCUCUGUUAUUGAAGGAAAGCCUUAA